This is a messenger RNA of Porites lobata, 540 nucleotides long. NCBI's taxonomy places the organism in Eukaryota, Metazoa, Cnidaria, Anthozoa, Scleractinia, Poritidae. The record is from the annotation of a GenBank genome assembly.
AUGCGCCUACCAAAAACCAUUAGCUUGCAGGUCGGCCGCAAGCUGGCUGACAAAACCAAAGAUGAGAUCUUGACCGAAGUUCUUCGGGUUUUUGCCGGCCUUGACGUCAAGGCUGUCCAGAUUGCGUACGAGGUCGUUCGUGUCACCUUCGCUUCUCCGGAGCACUUUCGGGCGGCUAAAUCGUUUUCCGGAAAGCAUCUUUUCGGUUUGUGGUGCUCUAUCUUGGGGGGCGGUCCCCCCGUUACGCGUGUGCACGUUUUCGAUUUUCCGUUCGAGGAAGAUGAUAGAUCUUUGGGGGUUGCUUUUGAGGCCUAUGGUGCAGUCAAGUCUGUUAAGAAGCAGACUUUUCUUUCCAACCAAAACAUCUUUAAUGGUACCAGGCUUGUUGAUGUUGUUUUAUCCGGGGUACUACCCCGCUUUCUGAUGGUGGAUGGCUAUCUGUGUCGCUUGUGGUAUCGUGGCCAACCCCUUGUUUGCAAUCUUUCUGCCGUUCAGGGCCACAGAUCGGCAAACUGCCCCAACAAGGAUAAGUGCAGAAAG